AGCUCUCCCCUGAUCCCCAACGUGUUCACCGCUCCCGACAAGAGAGCACGACGAGCGAUCACAUGCAGCCCGUGUCCCGCCUGGCCCCCGCGCGGCCGCAUGCGCGCGUGGCGGUGACGACGACGUGCCGGGCCCGGGCCACGGCGAGCCACGGCUGCGCCCGCCCCUCGCGCGUGGCUCCGGCGCCGCAACCGCGCCUCGGCCUGCGCGCCCGUGCGACGUCGUGCGGGGGCGGGGCGGUGGAGCCCGUCGAGGCGCGGGAGGACGCGGAGCCGGCGGCCGGCCAGGCGGAGGAGCCCGGGCUGGCGCCGGAGGAGCUGGAGGUGCUGGAAGAGGCGGCCAUCGCGGGGGCGGACGAGGGGCGGCGGCCCACGGACUACGACCGCCGCGCGCACAUCUUCGAGGAGAGCUCGCGGGUGUUCCGGGAACUCAAGCACCGGCGCGACGGCGACGUCGCCGGCGAAAGCGGAGGCGGGCAUGGCGGCGUCGCUGCUGGUGUCACGGUGGCUGAAACAGGAACAACGAUCGAACACCAGGUUGGGUGAAGCUGAAACACUGUUACUUGGCGGACGUGUACGGUCGAGAAGGGGUCAAGCAUGUACGCUAC
Messenger RNA from Panicum virgatum (switchgrass), 607 nucleotides. RefSeq lists its product as uncharacterized. The transcript has a single exon. The coding region runs from base 63 to 545 and encodes 160 amino acids. The record is from RefSeq and is a predicted model, not a curated record. NCBI's taxonomy places the organism in Eukaryota, Viridiplantae, Streptophyta, Magnoliopsida, Poales, Poaceae.